Messenger RNA from Cariama cristata (Red-legged seriema), 807 nucleotides. Its product is annotated as gap junction beta-3 protein-like. The transcript has 2 exons. NCBI's taxonomy places the organism in Eukaryota, Metazoa, Chordata, Aves, Cariamiformes, Cariamidae. The coding region runs from base 1 to 807 and encodes 268 amino acids. The record is from RefSeq and is a predicted model, not a curated record. Gene Ontology annotation, cellular component: connexin complex. Gene Ontology annotation, biological process: cell communication.
AUGGAUUGGAAAACGCUGCAGGCGCUGCUCAGCGGGGUCAACAAGUACUCCACGGCCUUCGGCCGCAUCUGGCUCUCCGUGGUCUUCGUCUUCCGUGUGCUGGUCUACGUGGUGGCAGCUGAGCGCGUGUGGGGAGAUGAGCAGAAGGACUUUGACUGCAACACGCGGCAGCCGGGCUGCACCAACGUCUGCUACGACCACUUUUUCCCCAUCUCCCAUAUCCGUCUCUGGGCGCUGCAGCUCAUCUUUGUCACUUGCCCUUCCCUACUGGUCAUCAUGCAUGUGGCCUACCGGGAGGACCGCGAGAAGAAGAACCGGGAGAAGAAUGGGGAGAAUUGCCCCAAGCUCUACAGCAACACGGGCAAGAAGCACGGCGGGCUGUGGUGGACCUACCUGCUCAGCCUCUUCUUCAAGCUUAUCAUAGAGAUCCUGUUCCUCUACCUCCUCCACAAGAUGUGGGACAGCUUUGACUUGCCACGGCUGGUCAAGUGCUCCAAUGUUGAGCCCUGCCCCAACACUGUGGACUGCUACAUCGCUCGGCCAACCGAGAAAAGAGUCUUCACCUAUUUCAUGGUCGGAGCUUCCUCCAUCUGCAUCGUCCUCACCGUCUGUGAGAUCUUCUACCUCAUCUUCAAGCGGGUUGUCCAGAGGGCGCGGAAGUGGAAGAAGUCCAUCAAGCGCUCAGUCAGCUACAGCAGGCCCCCCCCCUGCCAGUGCCACCUCAAGACAGAGGAGAAGGAGAACAAGUCCCAGACUAGGUGUGUGGCAGCCCUGCGGGCCUCCGCUCCCAACCUGACUGCAGUCUGA